Messenger RNA from Rhea pennata, 3599 nucleotides. RefSeq names its product metallo-beta-lactamase domain containing 2 (gene MBLAC2). NCBI's taxonomy places the organism in Eukaryota, Metazoa, Chordata, Aves, Rheiformes, Rheidae. Bases 26 to 916 code for a protein of 296 amino acids. The record is from RefSeq and is a predicted model, not a curated record. The transcript is spliced from 2 exons.
GCCGCCGCUCCGGCCGCGGCCCGGCAUGUCGGCGCUGGAGUGGUUCGCGCACAAGUCGCUCGGCGGCGGGAUCUACUGGAUCCAGGAGCGCUUCUACGAGUCGGGCAACCGGGCCAACAUCUGGCUGGUGCGCGGCUCGCAGCGCGACGUGGUCAUCGACACCGGGCUGGGGCUGCGCAGCCUGCCGGACUACCUGCAGGCGGCCGGGCUGCUGGCGGCGCCGCCGCCCGGGGCCGGGGCCGGGGCCGGGGCCGGGGCCGGGGCCGGGGCGGGGGCGGGCGCGGGCGGCGGGGGCCGGCGGCCGCUGCUGGCCGUGGCCACGCACGUGCACUUCGACCACUCGGGCGGGCUGCACCAGUUCGAGGAGGUGGCGGUGCACAGCGCCGAGGCCGGGGCGCUGCUCCGCGGCGACAACUACGAGGCCGUGACGUGGCUGUCGGACGGCGAGGUGGCGCGGCCGCCGCGGCCCGGCUGGCGCGCCCGGCACUUCCGCGUGCCGCCCGUGCGGCCCACGCGCAUCCUGCAGGAGGGGGACGUGAUCAGCCUUGGAGACCGACAGCUUACUGUCAUGCACAUGCCUGGCCAUUCAAGAGGAAGUAUUUGCUUACAUGACAAAGACCGGAAGAUUCUGUUCAGUGGAGAUGUUGUGUAUGAUGGAUCCAUGAUUGACUGGCUUCCCUACAGCAGAAUAAACGACUAUGUUGCAACCUGCCAGCGUCUCAUAGAGCUAGUGGACAGAGGUCUUGUGGAGAAGGUACUACCUGGGCAUUUUAACACGUUUGGAGCAGAAAGGCUGUAUCGUUUAGCUUCCAACUACAUUGCACAAGCUGGAGUUUGUCACAGAGUUUCUACUUGUGCCAUGAGAUCCAUUGCAAGCAUAGCACUUCGUAUUACAAAUUCUAGAAACACCUCUUAGUGAUAGUGCACUUUGUGUGAUUUAUUGUUGUUGAGAAACCAAAUGGCUUGUGAAAGCAUUGAUACGUGCAAAAGCAGUAUGCAUUAGUAAAGUGUUGGCAAAUUGGUAUGGAUGAGCUGUAAAAAUUCUCCUUAUUUUUGCCUAUAUUAUUCCUAUUUUUUAAAAAAAUACAUAAGCUAGUAGCUUAGCUGAAGCUACCAUUUUUCUUUCUAUUUUUUCAGGGCAUGUUUGCACUCAUAUUGUGAUUGCCAUUUGACUGCAAUUUGAAAUACAUUGCUUUAUUUUUGAUAUGAUUCUGAAGAUACAUAUGAUAUGCCAAAUUGAAAGGUUUUACAUGCCUGAAGCUCAUGCCUGAAACUUUUUUGAUGCAGCAUAAUGGUAAAUAAACACAAAUAAAAAAAAUUAUUUGUGUUUAAAAGUAUUUUUAUGUGGCUGGAUUAUAACAUGGCUGUUAAUGCUCUGUAGUGGGGGAGAAGGAUGGAGGGUAUUACAUUCCAUUGUCCUACUGCAGAUACUGGAUUAAACAUCUUGUACACUUGUUACUAUGGAGUGAAUGUAACUUGAACUGUUUUCUGUUCGCUUAUGAAGUGUUCUGGUACUUACCUUGUUACAAAAUGUAAAGUGAAUUGCAUUUGAGUCUGUUCCAAAAAAAGUUGAGUACACUCAAAAAUGUUAAAUGACAUUGUACCUUCCUUAUUGAGAUGGAAGUGUGAUAUUUAAAAGUUGUAGAAAUGGUUAAAAGUUGUGUGUUUAUACUAAUGGUUUAUAUAUUUAACUUCUGUAAAAGGACACUGUCUGAUCAGUUAUUUUUGUAUAUAAACAUAUAUACUUUCCUAACAAGAUUGUUUUUUCUCAUAACAUUUAUCCCAAACUUCAGUGGAGUUUAAUCUUACUUGUUUGGCUUUCACUUUAUGUGGAAGCAUUUCUUUUCCUCUGAUGAUACCAAGCAGAAAUCAAGCCCAAAUUAUGGCACAGAGGGUGGAAACUGGAGUCCUUCUUAAUAGGUUAAAUUCUGGUGAGAGAAAAAAAAAAUAGCCUACUUUGGAAACCACUUGCGAAAUAAAAAGCAUUUUUGAUCAACAUUUAUGAAAGAGAAGAUCUUACAUAAUAUUUUUCUUCUCUUUUCAUAGCUGACUGCACUCCUGUCUUUCCUAAUUGACUAUUCCUUCACCAAAAGUACGACUGAUAGGAUGUGACAACCAUAGCUCGUGUUAGCAGUGUCUCUUUCCCAUUACAGACUGAAGCAAAAUUUUAAGUAGGCAGACAGAUGCAACAAUGUGGUACUUGGAAGACAGGUUAUCUCUUGGAUCAUAGUUUCUCUUUUAGAGAAAUCAUAAGUAUUUUAGGGUAUUGUAUGAUGAAUGUUUAAUUAUUGGAUAGUAUUGUCACAAAUGAAGCUAAGAACUAUUUAUAUUGGUCUUCUGUGGCCAGAGGAAAACAUAUAGUUAGUCUGGGAAGGAAGAAGUCAUUCAGUGAAGAAGCACAGAAGAAUUUUACAUUGUGGUUUUCCUUCUUUCCCUGCUGACACUUACUGUAUUUAUGUAGCAAUCUAGAAUUAUUCUUGAUGGGCAAUGUGCAGAUCUGUGGUGGGAAUUAGGAAGUUCAGAAUGGCUGAAGAAACACAUGGCGCAUGACUGAAGCUUACACCGGUUUUCUGGAUGAGACUGUGGUGUUACAACAUACCCAGCAAUAACAUUUGAUUGAAUUCCUUCAGAUUAACCACCUGUAGCGUAAUACUGAUACGUAUCUUUAUGUUUUUAUGAAGGCUGCAGCAGUACUGGUGAUAUGCACUUUAGAGUAAUGCAAACAAAGAGAUACCUAUUCUUUCAUAAAGCCCACCAAUAUUGAACUUAAGCUGCUAAAUUUUUUUACAAGUGUUUAUUAGUCAAAUGAGAUCACGUUAAGUUAGUUUUGUGUUUACACUUCUGUUGUAUUUGAUAUUAGGAGCCCUGAAACCAAAUCUUACUGUAUUGUGAAGCCUGAGCUCCUAACAGGAGGCUCACAUGCAUGUCAAUUCAAAAGGAAAGAUACUGUCUAUCACUUGUGUUUAAAUCUGUGCUCAGUAUCAGCUACAAGAUCCCUAAAUGUUCAGAUCACUGGCAAAAUCCCAUGUUAAACCAUUCUUAAGCCCAUGAAGUCUAUGUAGAUAACAGCAAUUGUCAAUUUUUUUCCUUGACAAAAAUCUAUGGAAUAUUUCCUAAAUCAGAAGUGAACUUAAUGUGAACACAGCCUGGAAUGGUGUGUGUUUGUAAACUGCUGCUAUAAUCCAGUUGAAAGUAGUUGUUGUGGGUCUUAAAAUUAUUUUUGUAUUAUAAGAAAUUCAAUACUAGGUAAAUGACAUGUCUUAAAUAUAAAGUAACUAGCUCUGACUAUUUUUGUUAAUAACUACCAAGUUUUAGUCAUAAGAGUUUGACAGUGUCUCUUUAACACUACUUGGAAUAAUAUUUAAAAUAUAUAUGUUAGGUUUAAAUGUUGCAAUAUUUUGGACAUUUAGAACUUGAUUUAUUUGUAAAAAUCCAAAUCAAUGUGUAUUACUUCAGUUUUCAGUAGAUUGGAAAAUUUAUGAAAAAUUCAGAUGGGGAGUUUUGCUCUGUAAUCUGUCAAGACUUUGCGGAUGUUAAAUAACAGUUUUCACAGAAGAAACCUUUUAUCAUGUAUAUCAUAAUAAAAGUGUUAUAAACUA